AUGACAGGGCUUGGCUCAUCAUGUGGAGCAUGCAAGUUCCUAAGGAGAAAAUGCGCCACUGAUUGUGUAUUCGCUCCUUACUUCUCCUACGACCAAGCCUCAACCCAUUUUGCAGCAGUGCACAAAAUUUACGGUGCUAGUAACGUCUCCAGGCUAUUGUCACAUCUUCCAAUCCAGAAUAGAAGUGAUGCUGCCAUCACCAUUUCUUAUGAAGCCUUGGCUCGCAUGCAGGAUCCUAUAUAUGGCUGUGUUGCUCAUAUCUAUGCAUUGCAGCAACAGGUUGCCAGCUUACAAGAGGAGAUAGAUACUCUUGGUAGUCUAAUGACAAAUUCCACAAUCAGUGUUGUCAAUUGUGACAGUGUCCAAGCACCAAAGAACUCAAACAACGGAACACAAUAUAAUAUUUUGCAGCAUGAUGCUACAAGGACACAAUAUUGUCAAAAUAAUAAUCUGGCUAAUUUUCUGUCACAAGAAGGAAGUGCCACAGUUUACCAAAGUUUUGACUCACAGAUGGAUAUGGAGCUUCCUAGUGCACACGUGGAAGAACCUUCAUUUGGUGAUUCCUAG
Messenger RNA from Cajanus cajan (pigeon pea), 567 nucleotides. NCBI's taxonomy places the organism in Eukaryota, Viridiplantae, Streptophyta, Magnoliopsida, Fabales, Fabaceae. The record is from RefSeq and is a predicted model, not a curated record.